This is a messenger RNA of Actinia tenebrosa (Australian red waratah sea anemone), 3194 nucleotides long. Its product is annotated as putative RNA-binding protein 19. Gene Ontology annotation, cellular component: nucleolus. The record is from RefSeq and is a predicted model, not a curated record. Lineage: Eukaryota; Metazoa; Cnidaria; Anthozoa; Actiniaria; Actiniidae. Gene Ontology annotation, molecular function: mRNA binding.
AAGAUGGUGGCCACGAGGUACAAAAAGUAAAUUGUUUUAUUUUUAUACGUUUUUAUCCAGAUCUUAAACAAAAUGUCUAGGAUAAUCGUGAAAAACCUUCCCAAGAACAUCAAAGAAGAGAAAUUUCGGACUCUCUUCGCGUCAAAAGGAGAAAUCACAGAUCUAAGACUCUGUAAAACUAAAGAUGGCGUAUUUCGUAGGUUUGGGUUUGUGGGGUUUAAAACUGAAGAACAAGCAGAAAAUGCCAUGAAAUUCUUCAAUAAUUCGUUUAUUGACACUUCAAAGAUUCAAAUUGAGAUUGCCASAGAUCUCGGUGAGAAAUCCUCACGUCCGUGGAGUAAAUAUUCAGAAGGAAGCUCUGCAUAUCAGAAAAGAAUAUCAAACUCAAACGAAAGAAAACAAGGUAUAGAGUCGAAGUCUUCUGAGAGUGACAGUAAAAAUGAUGACAAAACGGCUAAAAGAAAAGAUAGAAAAUCAAAGUCAAAAGGAUUAAUUAAAGAAUUGGAUGAAAUUGAAGAAAAUACUGAGUUUCAGGAGUUUUUGACUGCACAUCAGAAUCGUAGUACCAAGUUAUUGUGGAGCAAUGAUAUAAGUGGCAAGACAGCAUCAGACAUGGACACUCAAGACCAUGAAAACAAGAGCACUAAGAACAGGAAAGCAUCAGUUUUUCCUUCUGAAGAUGACAACAAUAAUGACGACUCAUCAGAUGACAGUGAAAAUGAAGAAGAGAAUGAAACUGGAAACGAAACUUUGGCAUCUGCUACAAAUUUAUCGGAUAUGGACUACCUGAGAUCUAAAAUAGUUGCCCAAUCUAAAGAAAGUGAACCCUCUGACAACCCAGACAGUGACCCAAGAGAUUCAGGUGAUGAUGAUGACAGUGAUGAUGGUAGUGAUGAAAAUAAUUCCAGUGCCAAAAAAACUAGCAAAGACAAAUCCACUCCAUCAAAGCCACAAACCCAAGAAAAGCAACAAUCUCAGAGUUCAUGGACGUUAAAGAUGAGAGGCUUACCAUUUAAGUUAAAAGAAAAACAGAUUAUGGAAUUCUUUUCUCCCAUAGAAUGUGUUAGCAUUAGAUUCGUUAAUAACAAAAAGGGGCAACGUUCAGGACGGGCAUUUGUUGACUUCAAGAAUAAAGAUGACUUAGAAAAAGCAUUAAAAAGAGAUAAAGAUUAUUUACAAGGAAGAUAUAUAGAGCUGUUUAGAGAUGACAGCCAUGAUAAUAGGCAAGAUGCAAGAACAGGGGAGGAGAAUGAGAAACCAUGGAUAAAGAAAUUGAAGGAGAAAGGAAAUGAUGAUAACGAUGAGGAUGAAGGCAUUGGAGAGUCUGGAAGGUUAUUUCUUCGUAACUUGUCUUACACCUGCACCGAGGAUGACAUCCAAAAACUGUUUGAAAAACAUGGCCCUCUGUCUGAAGUGAACCUUCCUCUGGACAAACAAACAAACAAGACCAUCGGCAUAGGAUACGUGACAUUCUUGAUGCCUGAACAUGCCGUGAAAGCAUUUAAUGAACUUGACGGAAAAGUAUUUCAAGGACGACUGUUACAUAUCUUGCCUUCCAAAGCUAAGAAGACAGAAAAUGAGCUGGCUGGAGACACAACUUAUAAGAAGAAAAAUGAAGCCAAGAAAAAGUCCCAAAGCAGUAGUGACCACAAUUGGAACACUUUGUUCCUUGGUGUUAAUGCUGUUGCUGAUGCCAUGGCUGAUAAAUACAACACAACAAAGAGAGGGAUUUUAGAUGCCGAAUCCUCAAACAGUCUUGCAGUCAGGAUGGCUCUUGGAGAAACGCAAGUUGUUGCCGAUACAAGAAAAUUUCUGAUUGAUCAUGGUGUAAAACUGGAUGUUUUUGGGCAGCCUGUUUCCAGCAGAAGUAAAACUGUAGUAAUAGCAAAGAAUCUACCAUAUGGCACAAGGUCUGAGGAGCUGACUACACUCUUCUCACCUUUUGGGCAGCUUGGCAGGGUCGUUCUUCCUCCAUCGGGGAUUACUGCUCUCAUAGAAUUUAAUGAACCAAGCGUAGCCAGAAAAGCUUUUCAAAAGCUUGCAUACACAAAGUUCAAGAACUCAUUACUUUAUCUUGAAUGGGCUCCAAUUGAUGUUUUUGUUGAGAGUUCUGAGACAAAAGCCACUGAAGUGGAAAUGAAGGAUGCAGACCAAGACAAAGAAACAAAACAAGAAGAUAUUUCAGGUGAAGAAAGUGAGAGUGAAGAUUCAGAAGGCAAAAUUUUAUUUGUCAAAAAUUUAAAUUUUGAGACUACAGAGGAAACUGUGAAGGAGAAAUUUUUGCACGUUGGUGCUGUGAAGAGUGUCACCAUCGCAAAGAAAAAAGACUCCAAGAAUCAAGGUGAACUCUUAUCUAUGGGAUAUGGUUUUGUUGAGUUCAAGAAGAAAUCUUCCGCGCUCAAAGCAAUGAAAGAAUUACAGAACUGCAUGGUAGAAAACCAUGCUUUGGAGCUCAAGAUCUCUCAUAAAAAGUCCAGCGAAAAAGGCACCAAGCGACAGCGUAAUACCACCAGCAAACAGAAGAGCUCGAAGAUUUUAGUACGAAACGUGCCAUUUGAGGCAACUACGAAAGAAUUACGCGAACUAUUCAGUACAUUUGGUGAGAUAAAAACCCUUCGUUUGCCCAAGAAGAUGGCAGGCACGGGGCCACAUCGAGGAUUUGCGUUCGUUGACUUCUUGACAAAACAAGAUGCAAAGCGUGCUUUCGAGUCUUUGUCCRCAAGUACUCAUUUAUACGGACGCCGCCUUGUUCUUGAAUGGGCUGAAGACGAUGACGAUGUAGACACUUUAAGAAAGCGAACGGCUGAACACUUUCAUGGAGAGCCAAAGAAGAUGAAGAAAAAGCAAGCAAUUGUAGACGAACUCUUAGAAAUGACAGACGAAGCCUAAUUUUAUAGAAAAAGGGAUUCUAUUUUCUAUCAUACAGAAUUCAAUCUUGUGUGGUUUGUGGGAAUAAAACUAGAAAAAAAAUUUUUUUUUGAUGUUUGGUAUAAAAGAUGGCAAACAUUGCGUAUUAGAAGAUAUCGAACUCAACAAAUAUAAUGCCGUGAAUCAAAUUUAUGGUCAUAAUGAGAGAUGUUCUGAAGUCCCCUAAAAGUCCGAACCUUUCGUUUCGUACAGAAUGCUAGAACAUGCAUUAUUCCGAUUAUGACUAAAAACUAAUGAUUAAAUGAUGAGUCCCCGUUCCUCCAUUA